Lactuca sativa (garden lettuce) is the source of this 1363-nucleotide messenger RNA. RefSeq lists its product as uncharacterized. The record is from RefSeq and is a predicted model, not a curated record. Gene Ontology annotation, biological process: endoplasmic reticulum to Golgi vesicle-mediated transport. Gene Ontology annotation, cellular component: TRAPPIII protein complex; TRAPPI protein complex; TRAPPII protein complex. Lineage: Eukaryota; Viridiplantae; Streptophyta; Magnoliopsida; Asterales; Asteraceae.
GUAGUUUAGUAAUAGCCCCAUUUUAACACUGGAGUAACCAUCAUCGGUGCAAUGACAUUGCAUGUGACAAAUUUUUGGGUGUGAUAGUUCUAAGGGACUCAGGGCAUAGUGAAGGAAGGUUUGGACUUCAGGUAAACCGAGGAGGGAGCAUAUCGCCAUUAAAUUCGUUACUCUUGCUCGGCUACUGAGAGGAUAACAGCGAAGAUGAUCGGAGUAGGGAAGAUUAAGCAGUACACGAAUGUUCUGGAUAAACCCCUUAGUAAAGGCAGACAAGAGCGAUCCCUAUGCAAUUCAGCGCGUUUAGGAUUCUCAGAGAAAUUCCAAAAGGGGAAAUUGGGAACUGAUCAGAAAAAUAACUUUUACUUUCUGUUGCCCAAACGGUAGAACUUCUGGACAAAUCUGGGCGUACCUUUUUCUGAUUAUUUGUCUUAGUUAAAAGGAAAGAUAUACAUCGGAACUUUGAAUCGCGUUUUUUAAUGCAAAAUUGAUAAAGUAUUUGUGAGAUAAAUUAAAUACCGGUGUUACUGUAUUUGAGUUGCUUGUUACAAAGUUUGAACAUGGAUAUUUCAUCUUUAUCGCAAAGGCUUACAAAUUCUUCCAGUUUUGAAGUUGGAAUGCAACAGAUUUGACCUAGAAAGUCAAAGUAUAUAUGUUGAGGGGCUGUACAGUUCUGUAUUACAAUAUGCAGGUCACUUUAAGUGGAUUUGCUUACUUAUUCUCAGAGCUUGUUCAGUACAACCAAACUCAGGUUGACAACAUUGGGGAACUAGAAAGGAGAUUGGAGGAUGCUGGUUAUGCUGUUGGAGUACGAGUUCUGGAAUUACUUUGCCAUAGGGAAAAGGGUAACAGAAGAGAGACACGUUUGUUGGGAAUUUUAUCUUUCGUGCAUAGCACAGUAUGGAAGGUGCUAUUUGGAAAGGUAGCGGACUCUCUUGAGAAAGGUACUGAACAUGAAGAUGAAUAUAUGAUUAGUGAAAAGGAGCUCCUGGUCAAUAGAUUUAUUUCGGUACCCAAAGACAUGGGGUCUUUUAACUGUGGUGCUUUCGUUGCUGGGAUAGUCAGGGGCGUUUUAGACAAUGCAGGUUUCCCGGCUGUUGUGACUGCUCAUUUUGUUCCGGUGGAUGGUCAACAACUCCCCCGGACAACCAUUUUGAUAAAAUUUGCCGAGGAGGUAUUACGAAGGGAAGCAAGGUUAGGAUGAUUAUUAUUGGUAUAAGUAACUUGUCUGCCUUUGUAUUUUGGUCAUGGACUGAUUGCAAUUUUCUAUGUCCUUUGAAGAAUCAAAUUAAUUUUAAUUUUGUAGUAACCACCCAACUCACAACUAUUUUUCUUGUGUAUUUUUCACACAUACAUUUUACCUCAA